Aspergillus heteromorphus CBS 117.55 is the source of this 2774-nucleotide messenger RNA. RefSeq lists its product as uncharacterized. NCBI's taxonomy places the organism in Eukaryota, Fungi, Ascomycota, Eurotiomycetes, Eurotiales, Aspergillaceae. The record is from RefSeq and is a predicted model, not a curated record. Bases 120 to 2450 code for a protein of 776 amino acids. The transcript has a single exon.
CCUCGCAAUCUCUCCCUCUCUCUCUCUCUCGCUGACCCAGUCACAGGCUGACUGCCUGAUGUCUCGCGCCAACCAUCUGCCAUUGAUAUCCCCGGCACUCAAUUCCAUGGCCAGCUAAAAUGCCCUUGUCUCGUCUGGCCACGCCCCGCAGGAAGAAGCGCGAUGCCUCCGACUCCGUCGACUUCUUGAAUGGCAUCAUGCGGACCCAGCCCAGUCAGACCCAACAGCUCUCGACUCCGCAUCCCCGCAGACGCACCCUCCCUGCGAGGACUCGCCCCGCUGAAGAAAUCUCCCACUCCCCCACUGCAGACUUCCCGGACACUCGAUCGUCAUCGCCAAUUUCGUCGCAAAUCCCUCCGACGGAAGCGCCUUCCCAGUGGUUCCAUGAGUCGGAGCCGGGAGCUCCCGGUGUCAGAUUGCCACGGUUGCGCCGCCAUAAGAGUCCGUUGCUUCAGUAUGGUGUCGGAGAGAAGUCCCCCUCCGCGGACGAGAUAUAUGACGAAGGAGCCGAUGAGCAAUUGGAUGAGGAAGCUAGUGAACGAUCCGAGGAGGAAGCCGAUGAGGAAGCCGACGAACAAUCCGAGCAAAGUUUGGUUGAAGAAGUGGAGGAACAGUCCGAGGAACAAUCUGAUGAGGAAGUUGACCAGGAAGCCGUUGAACAACCCGACCAGGAAGCCGACGAGCAAGCCGACGCCCAUAUAGACGAUCCCGGGACCCCCAGAAAGAGUCACCAAGGCCCUCUCAGCGUGGAAGGUCUCCGAUCAGACGUUGACUUCUCCAGUGAUAACGAGCUCACUCCUGGCCAGCGGCCGGCUACCAGGAAGUCCACAACCUCACAAGGCCAGGAUGUCGCUGAAACCAAUGAGGAACUCGGCGAGGACGAGUGGGUCGACGCUGCGGAGAUACAGAGUGCAACGGAGACCACGGCGCCUGAUGGCGCUGCCCCUGCGGACACGGUUUGGGUCGUGAUUGAGAGCGGGCCUGCAUCCACCUCGACCACCCCUCCGAGUAAGCCUCAGCCUACGGAGACUUCAGCUACGAAAAGGAUUACCCAGCCCACGACUACAUCCCCGGAACAUGACCAGACUAGGGCCACGGCUACACCAGAGCUAGACGAGCCCAGUGAGACCUCCGCGACUCCAACUGCACCCCCCUCGACACAGUCCAGAGCCCUCAGUGACACUGCAGCAAGACCAGACCGCCCUAGCUCUCCCGCCCCUGUGGCCGAGGCACCGCCUAGCUCGACGGCUGCAGUGGCUCAAGUCUCCCCUACAAAUAAACACACACGCAAGAGGCGCCAUACACAAUCCAAACAUCAUGCAACAACGGAUGAAGUAGAAUCGGAGCCCAGGCGGAGAAAGCGUGCAGCCCCCCAGCCCAGCUCCCCAGCCUCCGAGGAUGCUUACCAGCCUUCUCACCAGGGCUCCGAUGCGGCGCCCGACACCACCGAGGAGAUCGUCCAUGAAGUCGAGCUGGACGAGAGCCCGUGGUUCCUCCAAGCAUCGAAACACGACGGCCAGACGGAAAACUGGAAGACGCUCACCUCGACUGCGCGCCAGCUGCGAGACCGGGCUACUACCUCCCACAUUGCCGAUUUUGGACAGGUCACGGGCGAGAUCUCCUCUUGCGCCGAGCUCCUCCGGAGCAUCUGCCGCGGCCUCCAGGAUGGGGUUGGACCAUCGGAUAACGACGUGCUCAGCUAUGGCACCGGCCUCGAAGCCAUCAAGGAGCAUGGAGACGCCUGUCUGGAUGAGGUCGCCCGGCUGUCGAGAAGGGAGCGGUUGGAAGGGGGCCAGCCCCGGAAGGCGACACGACAAGUGAAAGACUUCGAGAGGCAUGUCCUACCGCCGCUGGUGGAGCUCAUUCUCAUCAGCCUCCAGGCCUACGAGACGGACAGUUCCCUCUUCCCAGAGGCGUAUGACUGCCUGGAUCGGACGAUGAAGGUCCUGCUCCAGCUGUGCGUCCGGGUGGGCCGACAGGUACAGGGCAAGUAUGUGGCCUCCGGGGCUAGCAGCUCGAAGCUCCAACAGCCCCUGAAGAAACUCCGCAAAUCCCUGGCAGACGAUGGCUGGGGCGGCAGUUAUUACUCCCACCGACCGCAGCCCCCGCCUCCCCCAACCCGGGGCUCCACGAGUUCUGCCUCGAAGGCGGGCGCGCGAGGGUGGACGGAGGAGCAAGAGUGGACAGAUGAUCAAAUGCAGGCUCUGAUCCAAGGGCUGCAGGAGUUCCAAGGUCGGUCAAUCCCAACCCUCCAGCUGAUGGCCAUACUCAUUCCCACAGGUGCCAAUCGAUACUACCAGAUCUGGAGCCACUACGGCAAGCGACUGGGCCGGCGGCAGGUGCGGGAGGUGCGCGAGGAAAGCGAGCAGCUGUAUGACCGGCUCCUGCCCCAGAUGUCGCGAGACGAACUAGCGUCGCAUGAAUGGUGGCUACCGAAGAUACAGCGAUAAGUAGUAGGAGGGAGAGGUGAAGUGUGAUACUGUGAAACUGUGAUCCCCAUGAUUUGUUGUUGUUGGUUUCGGUAUACUCUGGAGGGCUGGGGAGGAACCAUGGAUCGGAGUGGCUCGGGGGACGCGAACCAGUGGACAGGAAGGGACGGGCCCGGGGAAUGUUUUUGUCUGGUAAUGAGCGCAAUCAAUAAUCAGGGGAGUACUCCGGUGUGCCAGGACUAGUGAAUUGUAGUGCUGGGGGAACACGGUGACCUCCUGACCGGGGAAGAGCGGCCUCAGGCGAAUCAGGACUGCUGGCCGGCCCUUCCGCCUUUUGGCUCUCCC